GGGUUUUUGGAAUCUCCGGUCUUUUCCAUCACAGCUCCUAAUUACCCAAUUCCUGCUCCGAAUCUUCGGCUAGUUGAAAUCCUCGCAUUUCUUCCCUGCUCUUUGGUUGUUUGUUGCAAAUAUUGAUGGUUCAGCAGAUGAAAUCCGGGAAUCUGCUUUCAGACCUGGAAACGGCGCCGUGCCGCGACAAGAUACCGGUGAAGUUGGAGAUCGAGGACCCCCUGGAAGAAGAGCAUGGAUCCUUAUGCAAGCGCCUGAAACCUUCAUCUGAUCAAUUAGAGCAAUUGAGUGCUUCAACAAGUACAUCUAUCAGCCCUCCUUCCCAGCUCAAUAUUCUCAAUGAGCCUUGCCCUUUGGGUUUGCGGCUGCGGAAGAGCCCUUCACUGUUAGAUUUAAUCCAGAUGAAGCUCUCUCAAGGAGGUAAUCCUAUUGCAGAUACACAAAGUGAAACUGCAAGCUCUGGAGUGAAAAAUGAGAGUGGAGGUGUUGCUGCAUCUAGCACUGCUGACAAGCUUAAGGCUUCAAAUUUUCCAGCUUCACUUUUAAGAAUUGGUUCUUGGGAGUAUAAAUCAAGAUAUGAGGGUGACUUAGUGGCAAAGUGUUACUUUGCUAAACAUAAGCUUGUUUGGGAAGUCCUUGAAGGUGGGCUUAAGAGCAAAGUAGAAAUCCAGUGGUCAGAUAUCAUGGCACUUAAGGCAAAUUGUACUGACAAUGGACCUAGCACAUUGACUGUUGUGCUUGCUAGACAACCUCUUUUCUUCAGAGAGACUAAUCCUCAGCCUAGAAAGCAUACGCUCUGGCAGGCGACGUCUGAUUUUACUGAUGGGCAGGCUAGCAAGCACAGGCAGCAUUUUUUGCAAUGCUCCCCGGGGAUGUUGACCAAGCAUUUUGAAAAGCUUAUUCAGUGUGAUAUGCGUCUUAAUUUCCUAAGCCGGCAGCCAGAGAUAAUUCUAGAUUCACCCCAUUUUGAUUCAUGGCCUUCUGCUUUAGAGGAUCCCUGCAAUCCCAAAGAUCUCGAUCAAGGAUCUGCUACAUCUUGUUUUCAGCACAGAGGAUCACCUUAUGCCUCCCAAUCAUCGUUUAAGAUUGAACAUGAUGAUUGUCCCGGCUUGACAUUGGCUCAUCAACCGCAAGAAGCACCUUCCUCCAGUUCAGGGAGUGGAAGUUCUGAAACCGAUAAUAAGGGUAAAAGAAAUUUGGAUCCGAUGAUAUUUCCUGGACUCCACCCUUCUAUGUCGAUGAAUGAUUUUAUGAACCACAUCGAGCAGUGCCUUUCAGAACAAAUAACCUCCGGAAAUCCAACCUUGUCCAUUGGAAGACCAGAGUACAAGGAUAUCCUCGAGGACAUCACGCAGCAUCUGCUCAACGACAAUCAAGUUACAGCAGCCUCAGACGAGAAAUCGCUUAUGUCAAGGGUCAAUUCUCUCUGCUGCCUUCUGCAGAAGGACCAUUCAGCUGUGCAGAACUCAAAUAUAACCGAGGUAUCCACUGCUCAGGGCUCUGAAGGUGGAUCGAAGGUUCAACUUAGCCACGCUUCCGUAUCACCACAGGACAACAAAAGUACAACAAAUGUCAAGGUUUCUGAGGAGGACACAAAGGAUGUUUCUGAUGGUAAACAAGUAUCCAGUAUGUCCAGGAAAGAUUCGUUCGGAGAUUUGCUUCUCCAUCUCCCUCGAAUCGCAUCUCUUCCAACGUUCUUGUUCAACAUAUCGGAAGAGGAUAGUCACAGUCAAGCCAGAUAGUUAGUCUCAUGCUUGACCAUUGUCACUUCUCUAAAUGGGCAAGAAUGGAUGGCUAAAAGCAGGCUCGAUCAUUGUGAAAAUAUGUUACGCCUCAGAAUCCAUGUGUAAGAUUAAUUUCUGCUUUGGGAGACCAUAAGGAUUUUGAAAAUUUGUUUUGAUGAGAAAUCCUAGUAGAGUCCCCCUUGUAAAAUAUGUGUAAUAUUGGUGUUUAUGCUCCACCUUUGUAUUUCUUGUCAUCUAAAAUUAAAUCUCAGUUGUGCAGUUGUUUUUAUCUGGAUUACAUCAGUAGAUUAUAAAAUCUACAUUGAUUGCAAGCACAGUGCUAUAAUUUAUUUUUAAAA
Neltuma alba is the source of this 2083-nucleotide messenger RNA. RefSeq lists its product as uncharacterized. The transcript is spliced from 6 exons. Bases 126 to 1742 code for a protein of 538 amino acids. The record is from RefSeq and is a predicted model, not a curated record. NCBI's taxonomy places the organism in Eukaryota, Viridiplantae, Streptophyta, Magnoliopsida, Fabales, Fabaceae.